Molecule: messenger RNA, 761 nt
Organism: Condylostylus longicornis
Lineage: Eukaryota; Metazoa; Arthropoda; Insecta; Diptera; Dolichopodidae
Exons: 3
Coding region: 318-719 (133 amino acids)
Source: RefSeq, a predicted model, not a curated record
ACAUAACCAGAUAAAAUGUUAAGUUAGAUUUGUAGAAAAACAAAAUUAUUUUCGGAUCAAAUAUGAAAGUUGAUAUUUUUCAAAUAUGAACAGUUGAUUUUAUUUUUUCACAAUGAGCCUUAUUCUAGUUGUCGAAGUAGAGCGACAAUUGUCGUCACGACUUGAAUUUGGUAUUCUAAAUGGCGAUUACAGUGACACGUGUCGUGGAAUAGCGGGAAAAUGUGUUUCAGGUAUAUUCCAGUUGUCGUUGUAGAGCGACAAAUGUCGUAGUGAAACGACGUUUUUUGUCGAAAUGUAUUUAACAAGUGACAAGCGAGAUGGAUACACCAAAAAUCGUAAAAGUAACAACAAGGAAGCAAUUUGAAGAAUUGGGGAAUUUUAUGACGGAGAACGCCUUUAUUGCGAAAGGCCUUAAAUUUGCUGAGAAUAGCUGCAUAAGCAAAUGCGAGUUUGAUGCAAAAUGGAACCAGCUAACAGAAAAGCUUAAUAGCUUGGGUCCGCCCAUUAGAAGUACUACAGGAUGGCAGAAGGUUUGGUGUGACUACAAAUUGAAGUUAAAAAAAAAACUGGCGCACAACAAAAAGGAAUUAAAUUCAACUGGCGGUGGUUUAUUUAAAUUAGCGCAACUAACUGCCAUGGAUGAAGGAAUCAUCAGGGUACUUGUUUUUCCCUCAAAUAUAUUUAGUAAAUAUAGAAAGGCCUCCUUUGAAAGUCUGUAAUAGCUUAUAAAUCUGUGAAUAAAAUAAAAUGUUUGUAACUAA